ACCGAGAGGACGCUCAUGCGGAUUGGGGUCUCCAACAGGCACGCCAUCUUGAGCCUUCCCACCCGGCUGCAGCGGACGCCGGCGCGGGGGCCGGCACUUUCGACAGCCAAGUGUCGGGCCAACCACAGCGUUUGAAUUCAUGUGGCUGUGGAUGAAGCCAAGAAGAACCUGCCUUUGGAGCUAGAUUUCCUCAAUGAAGGGAGGAACGCAGAGAAAGUGGCCCAAAUGCUCAAGCACUUUGACUUCUUAAAGGUUCCCCAAAUCUACUGGGAGCUGUCCACCAAGCGGGUCCUUCUGAUGGAGUUUUAGAUGGUGGGCAGGUCAACGACAGAGACUACAUGGAGAGGAACAAGACUGAUGUCAACGAGAUCUCGCGCCACCUGGGCAAGAUACAUAUACAGUGAAAUGAUCUUUGUCAACAGCUUCAUGCACUGCGACCCCCACCCGGGCAGCGUGCUGGUGCGCAAGGGCCCGGACACCGGAGAGGCAGAGAUUGUCCUAUUGGAUCACGGGCUCUACCAGGUGCUCACGGAAGUGUUGGGGUCCAGCCCCAGCAGGUCCAGGGGUUCCCAAAGAUGUGGACGGAGUCGGCAAAGAAUGAAUGACACGGAGACAGCGUCCAGUUGAUCAGCUUAGUUGGGUUCUCUAGCCAGGUUCUCCAGCCAGGUUCUGUCUUUAUUCUCUUGUUACAUCUGUAUUUAUACCAUUUGAUCCUAUAUGCAUGCCUCUAUAAUCACAUCAUGGUAUGUUUUGGGGCCUCCCUUGACAAAUCCCAUCUCCCAUCUAGUUCUGUUGAUUUUUAAUCCUAUCCAUUCUAUUCCAAAGGUUAGGGUGUUUGUUAUCUCCAUUCCAAAGUCACUACUCUAUUGUUCUGUUAAGCUACAAGGAAAUAACUGAAGGAGAUUAUCCUAAGAUUAUGUAGUUUAAGCGUGAUUGUUUGUAGUUAAAGUGAUUAAUUAUCCGCCUGGCACUUAGUUAAUUAGUUAGCCAAUCGCACCCGCGCACUUAUUUAUGUGGGGACCUUUUUUUCUAUUUUCUCAGUAUUGUGGUUGUGACUUUUAUUAUCUGUCAGACCGCGAAGACUUAGAGACCUGAGUCCUUCCCGAAAACUCUUUGGAAUCCUGGCGUUAACUCCGCCCCAUCUCUCGCGAGAGUUGAAACCGGAAGUGAAAUAUAUUGCAGGCGUCGCGACAAGGUGGCGGCUCAGUUCACGUUGGCGGGAGCUGAGCGACCCGUCCUUCCUUGGCUCUCCGCACCGGGCUCGCUCUGCUCUCGGCGCCGGCAGAUGCGGGUGGCCGUGGCCGGCUGCUGCCACGGGGAGCUGGACAAGAUCUACGAGACGCUGGCGCUGGCGGAGCGGCGCGGCGCGGGGCCCAUCGACCUGCUGCUGUGCUGCGGCGACUUCCAGGCGGUGCGCAACGAGGCUGACCUGCGCUGCAUGGCCGUGCCCCCCAAGUACCGCCACAUGCAGACCUUCUACCGGUAUUACUCUGGAGAGAAAAAGGCCCCGGUUCUCACAAUCUUCAUUGGAGGAAACCACGAAGCCUCCAAUCAUUUGCAAGAGUUACCCUAUGGUGGCUGGGUAGCACCAAACAUUUAUUAUUUAGGUUUGGCAGGUGUAGUAAAAUACCGAGGUGUAAGGAUUGGUGGAAUCUCUGGUAUCUUCAAAUCUCAUGACUAUCGAAAAGGUCAUUUUGAGUGCCCUCCUUAUAAUUCAGCUACAAUAAGGAGUAUAUAUCAUGUGAGAAAUGUUGAAGUGUAUAAAUUAAAACAGCUGAAGCAGCCUAUGGACAUAUUCUUGUCUCAUGAUUGGCCAAGAAGUAUAUACCAUUAUGGAAAUAAGAAGCAACUUCUUAAGACUAAAUCUUUUUUCCGACAAGAAGUGGAAAAUAACACCUUAGGAAGUCCUGCUGCCUCAGAGCUCCUAGAGCACUUAAAACCAACUUACUGGUUUUCCGCACACCUUCAUGUGAAGUUUGCAGCCUUGAUGCAGCAUCAGGCCAAGGAUGAAGGAGAGACUGCCAAAGCAACCAAAUUUUUAGCCUUGGACAAAUGCUUACCACAUAGAGACUUUCUUCAGGUAAUAGAAAUAGAUCAUGACCCCAGUGCUCCUGAUCACUUGGAGUAUGAUAUUGAAUGGCUCACUAUUCUCAGGGCUACAAACAAUCUUAUUAAUGUAACUGCGCGCCUGUGGAAUAUGCCUGAAAAUAAUGGCCUGCAUACAAGGAGCGGCCAGAAGGGAGACGUGGACAUGCUGAAGGAGCUCCAGCUCUCCCUGUUGGUCAUCCUGCUGCUCUCCUGUGGCUUCCUCUACCAGCUCACCCUGAAGUCCAGCUGCCUCUUCUCCUGCCUGCCCCCCCACAAGUCCCAGCAGGGGCCGGAAGCCCUUCUGGGCAAGGGACGCAGCAUUGUGUUCCUAGAGACCUCUGAGAGGACGGAGCCGUCCCCGCUGGUCUCCUGCGCUGUGGAGUCCGCUGCCAAGGUUUAUCCCGAGCAGCCGGUGGUGUUCUUCAUGAAGGGUCUCAACAGCUCCAUGCAGUUGCCCCCAAACUCCACGUACCCAGCCUUUUCCCUCCUCUCAGCAAUAGACAACGUUUUCCUCAUCCCUUUGGAUAUGAAAAGCCUGUUUGAAGACACUCCGUUGUCUUCAUGGUACACUCAAAUCAACGCCAGUGCAGAGAGAAACUGGCUCCACGUCAGCUCAGAUGCGUCCCGCCUGGCCAUCAUCUGGAAGUACGGGGGCGUCUACAUGGACACGGAUGUCAUCUCCAUCAGGCCCAUCCCUGAAGAAACUUUCUGGCCCGCGCAGGCUUCCCGGUACUCCAGUAACGGGGUGUUUGGGUUUCCUCCCCCCGCCACGCCUUUCCUGUGGCAGUGCAUGGAGAACUUCGUGGAGCACUACAACUCAUACAUCUGGGGCAACCAGGGUCCCGACCUGAUGACGAGGAUGCUGAGAGUGUGGUGCAAGCUGGAGGACUUCCAGGAGUUGAGCGACCUCCGGUGUUUGAACGUGUCCUUUCUACACCCCCAAAGGUUUUACCCCAUCUCCUACCCUGAGUGGAGGCGCUACUAUGAAGUGUGGAGCCCAGAGCCGAGCUUCAAUGACUCCUACGCCCUGCACCUGUGGAACUACAUGAACCAGGAAGGGAAGGGUGUGGUGAGAGGCAGCAACACGCUGGUGGAAAACCUCUACCGCAAGCACUGUCCCCGGACUUACAGGGACCUGAUUCGAGGCCCGGAGGGGUUGGUGGCUGGGGAGUCGGGCACAGGUAACAAAUAGAGCCAAGUUCGUUGCUGCUACAUCGUGGAACUAGAUACACGCUUCUCGGGGGGCCUUACUUCCCCGGGGGCCUCGCUGCCCCCUGACCUCCACUUUCCCCAGGGGCUCAAUGAUCUAGUCCUCUACCCACCCUCGGUAUUCUCUGGUCCUGGGACACAGCCUGGCACACGGUGGGCACUCAAGAACUCUUGGCUGUAUGGAAUGUUGAGCUCUGCCCAGCUAAGGGAAGGAGGUCAGGGUGACAUGCAUGGCAGGUCUCGGUCAGCCGGGGAUGCAGUCCUUAGCGUUUAGCCUUACGGGCAAAGUAGACCAGGGUGCAUGUCAAGUGCACUUUCUCACAACAGCCCUGCAAAAGAGGGUGACUCAUUGCACAGGGGGAAAUCGAGGCUGGUGGAAGUGGCCGUCACAAACAGCUACCCUCAGAGCUAUUUUCUGCACACGCCAGGGACACACUGGGGACAGAGCUGCGAAGCAAAUGCUCUCAGCCCCAGAUUUCACACUGGGCUGCACUCAGAGGACACGCCCCGACUGCCAGGCCCCAGGCUGAGCCUAGAGAUGCUUUAGCUAAGUUGUGUCUCAUGGUGACCCUGCUCGGUAGAGUUUAUUUUCCCGCUUUACAGAGAGGUUAAGUGACUUUCCCAGGGGCACACAGCUUGGGAAUAUGGAAUGUAAAUGAAUCUUUGACUCCAAAUCCUAGGCUCUUCCCUCCCCUGCAGUGGGUAGUAGGAACCCCGGAGAGAUAAGCAUGCCUAGGUCCUGGGCCCUGCCCCAGUGAAAUCUUUAGCAUUUUAAAACUUGUGAUAAAAUAUACAUACCAUAACAUUUGCCAUUUUAACCAUCUUAAAGUGUACAAUUCAGUGGCACUAAGUAUAUUCACAUUGUUGUGCAACCAUCACCACCAUCCAUCUCCAGAACCUUUUCAUCUUCCCAAAGUGAAAUUCUGUCCCAUGAGACACUAACUCCUCCUUCCCUAUCUCCCCCCACCCCCUCUCAGCCUUGGUAACCGCUAUUGUAUUUUCUGGGAUAUCUCUAUGAAUGUGACUAUUCUAGUUAUGAUGUACAGGUGAAAUCAUGUAAAUAUUUGUCCUUUUGUGUCUGGCUUAUGUCUCUUAGCAUAAUAUUUUCAAGGUUCAUGUUGUAACAUCUAUCAGAAUUCCAUUCUGUUUUAAAGGAAAUUCUAUUCCAUUGUAUGUGUGCAUGGGCCACAUUUUUAAUCCAUUCAUAUGUCGACGGGCACUUGGGUUGCUUUCACCUUUUGGCUAUUGUGAACAAUGCUGUUGGGAACUUGUAUGUGCAAAAUUUGAGUUUCUGCUUUCAGUUCUUUUGAGUAUACACCCAUAAAUGGAACUGCUGGACCAUA
Molecule: messenger RNA, 4640 nt
Organism: Myotis lucifugus (little brown bat)
Lineage: Eukaryota; Metazoa; Chordata; Mammalia; Chiroptera; Vespertilionidae
Product: alpha-1,4-N-acetylglucosaminyltransferase
Biological process (GO): mRNA splicing, via spliceosome
Cellular component (GO): nucleus
Molecular function (GO): RNA lariat debranching enzyme activity
Source: RefSeq, a predicted model, not a curated record